AUGAAGUGCGUAAUUUCCGUGGCUCUUCUGGCUUUCAGCCAGAUCAGUCAUUUUGUUGCGGCAACCGCUAUAGAGAAGCCUGCGGCAACACCAGCGAAAGCCGAAUCCGAGUCAAAGGUUGAAAACAUCAAUUACGGUGAUAUCAUUUCAACUGUGGAAAAGCGUUUCAAAGUUCUCAUGAAAUUGAUGCAAGGUGAAGGUUUCAAGGCUGAACUCCUGCAAACGACGAAGGCCGAAGUUACCAAAGUUUCAAACGAGUUUUUGGCUAAAUUCACACCACUGCUGAAAGUAAGCAAGGACCGUGCUCAAGAUUCUUCCAAACAAGUUCAGCAACCUGUGCCAAGCUGGAUCAAGAUCCGUUCUGAGGCAGAGUCACACGUUGAGCAGGCUGUAGCCGUGCACAAUGCGUUGGAAAAAGCUGGGCAAAGCAUCCACAGGUUGUUUGAGAGCCUUUUCGGGAAAUAUGCAGAACAGUUACAAAGCGCACCCGUAAAAGCUAAUGUUGCGCAACAAACAGGAAAAGUGGCUGAAAGCAACACCGCUCUUGCUGGAUCGGCUUCUUCCGAACCUGCUGCAGUAGGAGAGUCUCAGCAUGAUGACGAUUUCUUGAACCUGCGUUUCGUUGUCCCUGUUUUUGCGAAUGAUAUCGAUACUCUCUAUGCGUUGAUAAAGGAGAAAAAUGAUAGCACUAAGGAGGAGCAGGCAGCAUUGUUGGAGGUUAUCAAAAAGUGGAUAAGCGAAAAGGUGCCUAGCCUUAAACCCAAUGAGAAUAUGGUGCUUGCUACGGUUAAGCAGGAGUUGGCGAAGCUGUGUACUUCCGAGGUUUAUUUAAAGGAUAUCGCUCUCUCCCUUGAUGCCUACAACCAGCUUGACGCCAAGCUGUCUGAAUCUGUUGAGAAGUGCAAGAAGAUGAACUCUGCUAGCUUCGGCGCUGUCAGCCUGCUCUUGGCCGCCGUUCUCGCCUUCACCAUGUGGUAA
Babesia ovata is the source of this 978-nucleotide messenger RNA. RefSeq names its product adenine-specific DNA-methyltransferase, putative. The record is from RefSeq and is a predicted model, not a curated record. The transcript has a single exon. NCBI's taxonomy places the organism in Eukaryota, Apicomplexa, Aconoidasida, Piroplasmida, Babesiidae. The coding region runs from base 1 to 978 and encodes 325 amino acids.